Molecule: messenger RNA, 1433 nt
Organism: Phaeodactylum tricornutum CCAP 1055/1
Lineage: Eukaryota; Bacillariophyta; Bacillariophyceae; Surirellales; Neidiaceae
Exons: 1
Coding region: 1-1170 (389 amino acids)
Source: RefSeq, a predicted model, not a curated record
AUGUCGUUUCGGGAAAUCUCAAGCAGGCUCUAUCCGCAGCAACGGCCGAAGCCAAAGCGGGGCCGGCACGCACUGUCCGUUCAAUUUCAAGAACCGCUCACCGAUCAACAGAAAACUCGUCUACAGCCGCCACGUCCGAUCGUAUUGUAUGGAGGGGACGUACGCAGCGGGCGUUCGGAAGACACGCUGUCGGAAGACGGGAGUCAAUCCUACACGGAAGUACUCUGGGAUCGGCGUCGACUGGACAAACAUGGUGCGAGCCGGGAAAUUGUCACGCGCAAAUCCACCUUGGCGAGGCUGACCAACGCGACGUUGCAAUUUCAAAAAAUGGUGGCCGAUCUCGAACACCUUCUUAAAGAGAGCGGCGAAUCGCCGGAAAUGGCGUGGCGUGCGAAAAUUCUGCUCACGUCUGCGCAGUAUACCGACAAAGAGCUGUGGAAGGAGCUGUACACCUACGAACGUACCUUGCUGAUCGAUACCCGCAAUGUGGCCACUAGCGCCGAACUCCGUACGGCGCAGACGGCAUGUAUGAAGCUGCACCGUGACUUCAAGCGUAUCCACAAGACACUUGUAAUGGUAGUUUCUCUACACGAAAAGCGACAGUCAGUAGAAAUUAGUCGAUUAGGGGCCGUUGGAUGGAGCGAGAAGCAUCGCGGCGACGAAGACUUUUUCGACAAAGCAAUGCGUCAAGACGAGAUCGAUCGAAUGAACAGAUCCAUGCACAAAGUCAACGACAUAUAUAAGGAACUUGGACAGUUGGUAGAGGUACAGCAGGAAGAUAUCGAUCUACUGGAGGAUACGAUUCUAGAUUCGAAAGCGAACGUUGAAGCAGCGGAUUGGGAGUUCUUCUGUGCUCAAGAGAGGACAAAUUUGUGUGCUAGAAAUGACAGUGAGGUCGUGUACGGUGAUGAGGAAACCUUUGGUUGUGGUAUGUUUGAACUCGAGAGCUUUUCCAGGUCAAUAAAUAUGUUCAUUGCUGAUGAAGCAAGGGAUCAAAGUCCAGAUGCACCCCAGCCGGAAAAGGAGAUGCGAGUGUCGGAAUCGUUCCACUGUAUGAUGCCCUUCGAAACCAUUACGGAAGACAUGAAAGCUGUUCAAGCCGAUAUCAUGGGAUUGGGGAAUGAUUUGGCAAGUCAACGCCAAAGCAUGGAAUGCGGUAACAAAGGCUAAGCUAGGACGCCCUCCGAUGAAGAGAUGCCCAAGGCUUGACGAGGGUCGCGUUCAAUUCCAGAACAACACACUCUCUAGAGGUGCUGCUUUGGUCUCCGUCUCCAAUUUACAAUGGUCAUUUGGUACGCAACAAUCCCGUUGACAAGCCAACGAGACUCACGGCGAUGGUAUUUGAGGGAACUGCCGUACUCUCUGUAGUCUGGUAAUUUUUGCCCCUAGCUAGUAGAGAAAAAGCGCUUCGAAAGAACCCGGCAAACUUGCAU